Messenger RNA from Tetrahymena thermophila SB210, 5040 nucleotides. Its product is annotated as PAS domain S-box protein. The record is from RefSeq and is a predicted model, not a curated record. NCBI's taxonomy places the organism in Eukaryota, Ciliophora, Oligohymenophorea, Hymenostomatida, Tetrahymenidae. The transcript has 11 exons.
AUGUUUAUCAUGCUUGGCAACCGUGGUAAGGUUGCCUUAGAUGAAUCCAAAUGGGAAUAGUUAGAUAGGAAAAUAAGAACAUCAAUAUAUGCUUUGAUGCAUGAUUUACUGCAAGCUAACUCUGUCUCGCCACUCAUCUAUAAGUUGCUUUUAUUGAUAGAAGGUAUACAAAUUGCCUAUUAUUCAAUUAAUCCAACAUUUGGAUACUUAUGGAGCAGCGGAAUCACUAAUGUAUUGUAGUAGGCACUCAAAUACUUUUAAUUCAAUGGUAGCAUAUAAAAUAUCGAUUAAAGCAUAUUUUUAACGAUACUAUACAUAGUCUUCAUCAUUCAAGUUAUUGGCAUAGUUUUGUUCAUUUAUCAAUUGUUAAGGGCUUCUUAAAAAAACAAGAAAUCUUCAACUUUCUCUUCAUACGUAACGAAACUCCUUUCUAUUUACGGCAUUUUAAUCAACACAAUAGCUUUUAUACCUUUCUUUAACAUAUUUAUCUAAACGUUAUACUGCAGCACAAGCAUUCAAACUGGAUAGAAUCUAAAUUGUUAUAAUGGAAUUUAUUUUGUACACUUCAGUUUGGCAGUAUUAGGAAUGAUUUUACUCUUACUUUUUACAGUUCUCUUUUUAAGAUUGUAUAUUGAUUUGAACCCUUGUUCUACUCUUCCUUUUGCUCAGCCAUAAUCUUAAACUAGUUUAGUAAGAACAGUUUUAAAGAUUCUUUUGCCAAUGUAUACUACAUUCGAUCCUAAUGCAAAUAUUGCAAAACCUUUUAUUGUUUGCAUGGCUUUGUAUUAGCUUUUGGUUUUAGGAUAUAGAUAUAUAUCAGCUCCUUUAUAUAACAGAAGCGUAUAGCAAUUAUCAUGCAUCAUAGAUGUAUGUUGCUUUUGGAUAAGUUGUGCAUCUUUUAUUUGUGCUUUGAUAGAUGCUGGAUCAGUUGGUAUUCUAUAUAUGAUAAUAGGAGCACCUUUUAUAUCUGUCACUUACUUGAUGAUUAUAAACUACAGAUAUAACCAACUAAUGUCAUAUUAAGUCAAAAAUUUUAAAAAAGAAAACGAUCUUGAAUUAUACAUAAAUGUGCUUAUCAAUUUAAUAGAAAAUAGGGAUAAACCUAAUGAGCGUAUUUAAUUAGAAGGUGUCAUUAAAUAUCAUGCAAAGAAUUGCUCAAAAACUGCAGAUUCGUGCAAUUGCUAACAAUUAAUUCUUGACAAGGAAGACGAUAAUAAUGGUGGAGGUGGCAAUUCAUCUCAAGGCCAUAAAAAAUGGUAUCUCUUUCUUAGGAAUAUCUUAUAAGAUGGUUUUGAAAAGUUUCAAAAAAGCUCGCGUUUACAUUUACUUCAUGCAUAUAUUCAGCAGGGAAAGCUUUAAAAUAAAUUUAAGGCUCUUUUCGAACUGAUGAUUACAGAAGAAUAAAAACCUAAUCUCUAAGAAGAAUUCUCCAUUUACAGAUACAAGCAUUUAAUAGAAGAAGAACUUAUAGAAGGUGACCUACGUGGUUAGGAAAAUAAGGGAAUUGAGGUUAACAAUAUUGUAACUUUCUAAAACAAGCUUGUUGUCUUUUUGAAUGCUAUCGAAAAAUCUGUCAGCUUCCAUCUUGAAUUUUGGAAUAAACUAUUAGAAGAGCAACCUGAUAUUUAGAAACUUUUGUAAUUAGGUUCUAAAAUCACAAAUACUGUUGAAAAUACUUCAGAUUUGUUUGAGUAGCUUUAGGAAAUGAAUCCGAAUCAUAUCAAAUGUCUUGAAAUUUAUGGUAAUUUCCUCAAAGAAAUAGUUAACGAUGAACAAGAAGGUGUUAGAGUUAUUGAAAAGGCUGAAUAUGUUAGCAAGAGUAAUUAGGCAAAUAAGUAAUUUGUUGAUACUGAAAAAAUAAAAUAUGGAGAAAAUUCUAACACUUGUAUUAUCACUGUUUCUGGUAACUUGAAUUCAGUUGGUAUUGUAACAAAUUCUAAUAAUGAAGUUUUUAGAAUGCUAGGUUUCUAAAAAAAUGAAAUUAUAGAUUAGAAUAUUAGCAAGAUUAUGCCUAGAGUUUAUGGAAAUCUUCAUGACUCAUUCAUUCACAGAUAUUUAGAGACUUCAGAAAGCAGAGUCAUUGGUGUAGAAAGAUCAGUUAUGUGCUUAAAUAAGUAAGGAUACAUAGUUCCUUGUACUCUUAUGAUUAAGGUAUUACCAAAUCUUGAUGAUGGUAUUCAAAUAGUUGGUUUCUUGAAAGAAAUUGAAAACUAGGACAUUAAAAGCUAGUUAGACAGAGAAGAAGUAGUUCAUUACUUGAUUUAUAGAGAUGACAAUUAAUAGAUUCAAGGUAUUUCUGAAACUUGUCAUGAAUACUUUGGCAUUCCUGCCCAACUUAUUUAAGGUAACACAGCUAAUUCACCUGAUUUUACUAUAGAUUCUAUUGCUCCAGCCAUAGUAGACGUUUAAAAUUUGACAGAUCUCAAAUCUCCUUAAGGAAUGGUUGUCUAAAUAGAUACAACUUAUAUUCAAUAAAACUUUUUAAUAGAUGAAGAAGAGUUUGAAAACGAUGAGUAAUAUGAAUAAGAAGCUGACUAUAACGAUGGACAAUAAAAUGGUAAUUAUGGUACAACUGGAGGAAGUCCAUAAAAAAAAUCAAGAUUCAGAGUUGCCAAUAUUAGAGUCAAUUUGAUUGAAGAAUAGGAAUUUGGAGAUGGAGUAAAAGUCAAUGUUAUAAAAUUUAUUGAAGUUGAUAAAAACGAUGAAAACCUUUACUAGUAAAAGUCUGCAGACAUUCAAAAUAUGGAAAAUCUUAAGACCACUUAAAAGCAAACCAUGCAAUAAGAAGAAGACAAACACUCAAAUAUGGAUAAUUAGGAUUAUGAAGAAGAGGGAUCAAAUGUAUCAGGAACUUCUGCAAAUGAUGAAAUGAGAUAGCUAAAAGAUUUUAAAGCUAUGAUAUCAGAAAAAACAGUUCCUAAAUCUAUUAAAAUUCUAACAAGAACAGUCUUCAUUUUAAUUCUCAUUUUGAUUGCUUUAUCAGGUUAUGAUUUAGGUUUUAAAUUGACAAAUAAGAGCGAUGUUAACGAGGCUAUAAAUGCUAUUUACUACGGUUACUUAAAUCCCACUCUCAUGGAAGAAGUUAAUUACUAUACAAGAAUGCUUUAGAUGCUUGGAAAUUAUUUUUAUGGAUUAACACCAGGCACAUCCACUGCAUCUAAUAUAAACGAUGGAACAAAUAAUGUUUUAGAAUUCUAAGCUUAACUUGAUAAUUAUGUGACCUAGCUACAAACAAAUGUAUUUACAGUUAUUAGAUACUAAAUAUAAAUGAACUCGAGAAAAUCUAGUGUGCCUGCUGACCCUUAAUACACUAUUUAUUCUUAAACAUAGACAGGAACUAUAACAACUGAUUAAAAGCUAUUUACAGAUGCAAUUUUUGCUUUUAUUACAGCAUCAUCUACUCUUAAAAGUGUUGCAGUUUACAAUUUUGUGGACUCAGGUGCAUACUAUGGUUUAACAACUCCAAAUCCAGGAUAUCAAGAAUCUACUUCUAAGAAUAUUUAUUAUCUUAGAUAAAAUGGUUUGUUUGUAUUAAAAGAUGCUGCUUAUACGAUAGCUUAAAAUUUUUACAAUUUCUAUUAUAAUAUGGUUGAUGGUUAUGUGACAAAUUAUAGGGUAGUAAUGAUUAUUGCAAUUAUCUUUUUAGUGAUUUCAUAACUUAUAUUAAUACCUAUUGUUUUCAAUGUUAUUAAAACGAAUAACAGAGUACUUUCUCUAUUUGGUUAUAUCCCUAACUCUGAAAUAAAAGAGUUGGCAAUGAAAUGCGAACGUUUUAUCUAAGAUUUCUUGGCUUAAAAAGAAAUAGAUGAAUUAAAAGACGAUGAUUAAGCCAAAAAUAAUGACAACAAUUAAAAAAACAAUCGUGAUGACGAAAAUGGCUACGAAUUAAAUAAUGAAGAAGGAUCCGAAAAUAAGAAUGAAGAAAGUGUUUAAGUUAAUCCUUUAAGCAACAAUCAGCUCUAGAAGGGAGGAAAGGAUCAUAAAAAGGAUUAAAAUUAAGAUAAAAAAGAUAAAGAUAAUGAUAAUGAUAAGGAUAAAAAAUAGAAUCAAGAAGAUUAAGAAUAUGUCGACUAGCGUGCCUAAUAAUUGCUAAACUAAAAAGAUAAUAAUAAAAAGCUAGUCAUAUUCAAAUUUGGUAUUAUGGCUGCAGUCUUUAUUACAUACUACGUUGUGCUUUAUGUUCUUUCAACUUAAUUCAUAAGCAACAUAGAAAAUAUAUUUGUGCAUCUUUAAUGUGUCUGCCUACGUCCCUCUUAUAUAAAAUACCUCUUCAUGUAUACAAUAGAAGAUAUAGUAGAAAUUUAGACAGGAGGAGCUAUUGAUACAUCAACUAAUAAAUCCUUGCGCACAAUAUUCUCCAAUAAUAUUUACAACAAUGAAAAUUUGAUUCUUAAAUCUAUUGGUUAUUCUUUUCCUUCAUAGCUUAGCAGCUAUGUAUCUCUAUUUACCAAUGCAUAGACUCAAAAUGUAUGUACAGCUAUGAGCUCAAUUACAGAUUAAGAUACAUGCGGUGCUAAUUCUAACUAAAUUCUUAAGAGCGGACUUUAGACAGCCAUAGUUGCUUAUGAUUUGAAGAUGGGAGAUUUGAUUAGUGCAUUUGGUAAAACCCCGUAUCCUGCUUAUUAAACUGCCACUUUAUAAUUAACUGGUACAGCUAAAUAAACUAUUUGGAGAAACACAUUAAGAACAUUUUUUUCUACUUCUUCAGCAACAUCAACAGCUGCAGUUAUUUUCGCGAAUUUACAAUAAUAAAUAGCUUUCUUAAGGCCGGCUUUUGAUUAGCUAAAUAAUUCUCUAUUGAAUGGAACUUUUAGUUAUCUUAACUAUAGGAGCAACACAGAAAUUAUUAUAUUCAGUAUUUACAUCGUGAUAAUCUUGAUAGUUUUUAUAUUUAUUUGGAUUCCUUAUCUAAACGGUUUGAAUAUAAAAAUUUGGAGAACUAAAGGUAUGCUCAAUAUGAUACCAAUGGACGUCAUAAACAAAAACGAUUAACUUAAAAACGCAUUUACUAACGGAGAGAUACUUCAAGCUGUAAAAUGA